This is a messenger RNA of Rubroshorea leprosula, 1338 nucleotides long. The record is from the annotation of a GenBank genome assembly. NCBI's taxonomy places the organism in Eukaryota, Viridiplantae, Streptophyta, Magnoliopsida, Malvales, Dipterocarpaceae.
AUUUUUCGAAAUCAAGAUUCUUCCUUUUAGAAAAACUAUUGAAGCAUGCUUGUGCAUUCUCCAUUACUUCAUUGUAGACCAAGAGAGGUGGGAGGGUGUCAUAUGGCACCCCAAGCAUGGCAGAGAAGCCUAGAGCAGCAAAGACUCAACUUGAAACAUCAAUAUUCAAGCAAUUUUGAACUAGUCCCUGGGGGAUUUAUACUGAAGAGGAGAACUGAUGCUGCCACUGAUAAGAAAGGUGUUGAGAAAGGGAAGGUCACCGAGGUGAUCAGCUUUGACUCCAACAAAGACCGUAGUGAAAGAUCAAGUGCUGGCGAUGCCUCAUCUAAAAGCAACACUAUAAAGAAGCCUGUUCCCGAUAAAGGCAAGGUGGUUACUGACAAGCCGUUUAGGAGCUCAGAGAAGAGAAUUGCUGAUACAACUAAGGCGGAGCACAAUGACCAGCCAUCUCCAACUUCUAUCAAGUUAAGUGAGGUCAGUGAUCGACCGCCUCUAGCUCUUGUCAAGUCGAGUGAGGCCGGUGAUCGACUCCCUCUAACUCCCGUCAAGUCGAGUAAGGCUGGUAACUUUGUCGUGAGGCUACUCAAGAAUUUGGAAGAUAUGAAUGAGGAUAGAGAUGUGUCAUUGGCUCGAUUCGGCUUGGUGCCUAUGGGUGAUUCACGAGCUAUGGGUAGGUUCGCAGUGCUUGCGAUGUUGGAAGCAUGGGCACACCAUUUGCUAGACAUCUUUCCAUACCUGAUGACGUGCAGCAAAGCCAAGAAAGUGGUGAUUGAGAAGCAGGUGAUGCAUAUCAAGGAGAUGGAGAAAUCUCUGGCUAAGACGAAAGAGCUCGUCGCCAAGCUAGAAGAAGGCCUGGUGUCAGCCAAGGCAUACCUAGGAUUGCUCAACCAAGACAAAGAAUAUUUGAAUUUCAAUGGUAUAGCCAAGCUUCACCAAUCUUGUAUUGAGGCUGCUAAGGCCUUCGGAGAUGAGCCCUACCUUUUUCUUCCAUGACUGGUUGUGUUUGUCCCAGGUUCUUUUUUAUUCUUUUUCCUUUGCAUUGUGUUGACUAUGGGCGGUGCUGCCACGAUGUAACCCUUUAGUUGUAUUUGCUCUGGGUUGAACAUCUUUGUUUCUAGCGAAGUCUGAACCUUGCUUGUUUGUUUAUUUUCUUGCUUGUAUCUUUCCAUUGUUCUGUAUAUGAACAGAUGAGUUUACAUCAUAGAAAUGGGUCAAGGAGGUUAUUCCAUACGCAUUAUCUUCCUUCUCUUUUCUUUUUCUUUUUCUUUUCUUUUUUUUUUUUGAAAACACUCCCUAUUCUUUUACAAUGAUAGAGCAGAAUACAAGCGAACUAAUUCG